Messenger RNA from Parathielavia appendiculata, 2410 nucleotides. RefSeq names its product amidohydrolase 3. The record is from RefSeq and is a predicted model, not a curated record. The transcript has a single exon. Gene Ontology annotation, molecular function: hydrolase activity, acting on carbon-nitrogen (but not peptide) bonds. Bases 244 to 1932 code for a protein of 562 amino acids. NCBI's taxonomy places the organism in Eukaryota, Fungi, Ascomycota, Sordariomycetes, Sordariales, Chaetomiaceae.
UUCCACCUCGGAUGAGCAGCCCUGCUGCGAUGGGACUGGCAGAAGAGGGAGAUGCUUAAGCUUAUCAGAUUGAUCGAUUAGCUGCCGAUGCUGCCCGAGCCCAACUUUUUCACACAUGUUCACGCUUCAGAACUGAGAACUAAUCACCUUGCAUACAAAGAUCUUCACUACCAAAGUCUGAAGAGAGCAACUUGAAGCAGUUCGCCAGUCCUGAAUCUUUAGAGCAACCGAAUACAAACAGCCAUGACGAUGGCAGCCCCCGCAACGCUCUUCACCAACGGAAAGGUCUUCCUGUCUGGCGUCAAGCCCGGAAUCAACGCGGGGCUGCACCGGCCGCCCACCUUCGCCUCGUGCAUGCUCAUCCGCGGUUCCCAAAUCGAGCAUGUCGGUUCUGCCUCGGACGCACCCAUCGCCGCAGCCCUCGCCUCCCACAAUGUAACCGUACACGACCUGCAGGGCAAAAAAACCAUCCUCCCCGGCUUCGUUGACGGACACAUGCACCUGAUGCUGCUGGGCCAGGCGCUCAACAAGCUCGACCUGGGCAAGUGCAAGUCCCUCGCCGACAUUCGCGCCACCAUCCGGUCCUACGCCGCCGCCCACCCGGACGUCCCGCGCAUCCUCUGCCGCGGAUGGAUGCACAGCAUGACGCCCGACGGCGCGCGGGCGUCCGAUCUCGACGACCUCGACGACGACCACGGGACGGGCCAGAAGAACCGGCCCAUCCUGGUCGACUCCAAGGACCUGCACUCGACGUGGUGCAACAGCGCCGGCAUCGCCGAGCUCGGCGCCACCGAGUGGCAGGACGUUCCGGGCGGCAUCAUCGAGAGGGACGCUGAAGGAAGGCUGACGGGCGUGUUUAGCGAGGCGGCCAACAUCACGUACGUGUGGCCGUACCUGGCGCGCGUGGCGACCAUGGACGAGCGCAUGGCGGCUAUCCGGGCGGCGGUCGCGGCGUACCAUGAGGCCGGGUACACGGGCAUGAUUGACAUGGCCAUGGACGAGGGGGCGUGGGAGGCGCUGCAGGCGUUGAGGGAAAGGGAGGAGGGGAAGGGCGGGAUCCCGAUGCGGAUUGCGGCAUAUUGGUUGGUGAAGCCUUGUGGGAGGGAGGAGGACAGGUUGAAGCAGGUCGACAGGGCCAUCGAGUUGGCAAGCCGGUUCAACGCCUCCACGACGCCGGACUGCAGGAUCGUGGGGAUCAAGGUGAUUUGUGAUGGGAUUGUAGACGCCUGUACGGCGGGCUUGUCGGAGCCGUAUGCGCACAACGGGCAUUUCGAGGUGCCGCUCUGGACGGCCGAGCAACUGGAGCCGGUUGUCAAGCGGGCGGAUGAGGCCGCGUUGCAGGUUGCGCUGCACGCUAUCGGGGACGCGACGGUGAAGAUGGUGGUCGACGUACUGACAAAAUUUGCGAACCGCGAGCGGAGGCCACGCGUAGAGCAUCUGGAGCUGGCGACUGAGGAGGAAGCAGCCCGGCUCGGGCAGGGGCGGAUCACGGCCUCAAUCCAGCCAGUUCAUGCUGAUCCGGCCAUUCUCAAGGCGUGGCCACGGCUGCUGGGCGAGCACAGGUGCGGGAGAGCAUUCGCCUAUCGCGAGUUUGCCGAUUUGGGAGCACCGCUUGCGCUCGGCAGCGAUGCGCCAACCGCACCCCAUACACCGUUGGGGAACAUUUAUGUGGGCACGACGCGGAGGUCAUACCGUGAGCCGGAGAUGGAGACAGCAGUAAACCCGCACUUUGCCCUUGGGCUUUGCGAGGCAGUGGCUGCGGCCACUGAAGGUGCCGCGUACAGCUGUUUUGAUGACCACAGGGUAGGCGUGCUCGAGAAGGGGCACAAGGCCGACUUUGUGAUCGUCGACAUGGAGUGGGAGAAGGAGAAGCUGAUGGAUGCGAGGGUGGCCGAGACGUGGUUCGAUGGUGGCAGAGUAUGGCCCGCGUAGGAUCGACGGGUAUAAGCAUCGGAGCAAGCUGGUGCGGCAGUUGAACUGAAACCUGCAGUGCAUUGCCAUUUGUACACAUGCUCACUCAUAGGGGUAGUAUUGCCUUGGCCAGAUGUUCAUGGCCGUCUUCCGCCCAGACUCCAGGGGCAAACCGGCGUGGUUGGUUCGAGCGUCGCCGGACCCGUUUGCUUGCAGGUUCACCCAGAAGAUCGCGUUUCCAGCCACAGGCCUGAAUGCAAGCCCACCAUCCUCGUGCUCUCUCCACAGUGGCUUUGCCGCUUCUUCGCCUUGUUUUUGGGCUACUUCACCCUGCCACAUGGCUUCGCCCCGAGGGCUAGGGAACGUGAUCGGUUUAGCAUACGGAAAGUGAGUCUCUCCGCCUGUGCAGUUGUCUUGCAAAAUGGCAAAGAAGCUCGCCACGCGGUUCCACCUGCGCAUGCUGCCGUCUGGGGCCCAUUGAGGAAUCUCGAACCAGUCU